This is a messenger RNA of Mobula hypostoma (lesser devil ray), 6394 nucleotides long. It is a transcript of the gene ahdc1, whose product is annotated as AT hook, DNA binding motif, containing 1. The record is from RefSeq and is a predicted model, not a curated record. The transcript is spliced from 4 exons. The coding region runs from base 902 to 4618 and encodes 1238 amino acids. Lineage: Eukaryota; Metazoa; Chordata; Chondrichthyes; Myliobatiformes; Myliobatidae.
UCCAGCACUCUUUGGGAGUAUUGGGAGUGAGAGUGCUCGGCAUCCUUUGUUCAUCAGCAAAGUUGCUCUGUUGUACAAAACUGUACAUCGUUCAGUUUAGGCAGCAACUGUGUGGGAGGUCAGUAAUGAAAAACAAAAAAAUGCUGGGAAUGCAGAGUUGUUCAGGCAUUGUCAGUGCAGAGAAAAAUACAGCCGACAUUUCAGGUUAAUGACCCUUGAAACUGCGAGGAUUUAGAGAUGAGCAGUCUUGAAGAUGCAACAUAAGUGGGGAGGGGAGGAGGAAAUAAAAGUGGAGGUGUGUGAUAAAGUGGCGUCCAAGAGAGAUUAACCGAUGAAACGGAUCAUUUUAUGUGUUGGAGUGGAUGCAUCAUACGUGGUGAAAAAGUAGAUGUGUGACAAAUGAAGAAAUAAGACAUUUGCCAAGGGAAGCAACAAGUGGGAGCUGCAGAACGUUUGUCUGAAUCACUGAAGGAGAAUUUUAAAAAAACAUCCUGGAGAUCUGAAAUAAAAGAUGCUGAAAAUUCUAAUGCUUUUGAAUUCUUGAGCUACAGAGGAGGGACAAGAGACUUCAAAUGCUGGGAUCUGCAGGAACACAGUGUGCUGGAUAAAGCCAGUGUAGAGGGGGAGGAGAAACUGUUGACAUUUUGGAUUGAGACCCCUCAUCAACACUGAGUGGAAUGGGAGAUGGUCAGCAUGUUGACUGGUGGACCGAAAAUUCAGAUUCAGAUCCUGGGAUGGGUGUGGCACGGGUGCAGACACACCCAGCCCUGAGACACCAGGAAUGUACUGAAAAUAGAGGAGCAAUGUCACAAUUAAAGUUGUGCUUGCUAGCAGUGUUAGAAGCCCAGUGGAGAGCCCACAUGUAACAUCUAACUCUCAGACGGCAAACAGAGGACAAGCAAUGGAUAGGUCACAAAGGAAGGAGGGCACAGACCAUUGUGAACGCAGGCAUGUUGAAUUUGGCAAGUUUGACUCCGCCAAUACAGGCUCCAAAAUCGAAGCGCUGAUUUCAUCCGUGGUUCCCAACAACAACAGCUUCUUCGGCAACAUGUCCUCGUUGUACAGCGUGCCGGAGCAUAGGCACCACGUCAACUGCGAAGGCUCCAAAGCUGGUAUUCUCAAACACAACCAGAGCGAGAGCGAGUUAAACGCGGGGCUCCUUUUGGCCGAGACGACAUGUAAAAAGUACGCUCUGAGGAAAAAGACGAUGGUCCAGUACAAUCGAGAGACCAGCCUGGAGCAGCUUGAGUUUGAAAAGUACUGCAAGAGUGCGUCUAUCCCUUCAGCAUCAACAGUAGUUUGCCAAGACUAUGGAGCUGCCUCUCAGUUGCCGCUAAAAAGGACAAUUUUCAAUAAAAAUCCAAAAUAUAAGUACAAAGGAAGUCGUAAAAUGUUAGUUAAAAUAACAAAGAUUAAUAUUCAGAAAUACCUGAUACAAGCCGAGAGAAAAACAAAACUGUGCCAAAAGCUUCUAACACACAACAAUUUGAGUUCAGGAGUCAAGAUGCAGUACAUUACGAUGCCAGAACAAAAUGUGGCCACGAUACCAACAGUGAAGAAGGGUAGGAGAAACAAGAUGACGAUGCUUCCUGCUGGGGAUGUGCCUGUCGUCAUUAAAAGGAAACGAGGUAGACCACGGAAGGUGCUACCCGAAGGCAGCACUGAACCUACCAAUCACGUGAAAAGAAAGCCCAGGCAUCACAAGCUUUCUCCGCCGCAGCCUACCUACAUUGCUGGGUCGAACGACAGCACCACAGACUACGUAGAUGUUUUGUCCAAGUUGGCCUUCUUGACCAAACAGAGUUUGAUCUUGGGCAGAUGCUCACCGCCCAGAUGUUGGUCUCCCAGUGAUCCUGGAUCCUUUCAGAGAUCGGCAUCCAUUCACCAAGACAUGUCGCAGUUCUACCGGACAUUGGCAGGGACGCGGAGGAGGGGUGGCAAGGCGGGUAUCUCGCGGGGCCGGCAACUUGGGCAGUUUGCAGAAUCCUCUUCUACCUUCAGCGAUUUCUUUGAAGGCAUUGGAAAGCGAAAGCGGAUCUUCCUGGGCGAAACCAAGCUGUACGCAAGGAAAUGCAAAUGGGGUACUGAAAUGAAAGAGAAACCAGUGCAAAGGCGAAAACCAUACAAACGUGCAGUUCCAUUCCCAGAACACAGCAUGUUCCAGAACGUCAAUGCUGAGAAUUCUGAAUGGGCGAGACAGAAUGAGAAUUGUUGGGCCACAAGUCAAGGUUACCCUUCCAAACAAAUCAGGAAUGGUCUCUACCCGUCCUACCCGGGAAUGUCAACGCAAUCAUUUCCCAAUGCCAUUUGGGAUUCGAGGUCCAUGUCCAGGAAUGGCUACUUAAUGGGUCGUCUCUCUUCUAACCAAAGCAGCGUCGCCCAACAAAGCCCUGGUUGCAUCGCCGGCUACUUCCGCUCUCUCCUCGAUUCGGACGACUCCUCAGACUUGAUGGACUUGUCGUUUUCGCAGGCCGGGCAAGAAUCGUGUAAUAUAACAGGAGGCUACGGGGUCAGUAGUUCGACGCCGCCAUCGAGGCACUUAACGCAUUUCCAAGAAGGCUUCGAGAAAACCAACUCCCCCAAUUGCACUGGCGCCCAGCAGCACACGAACCAAACGGGGCAGACAUACCCGCAGAUGCUUGCAGAUAACUCUGACAGUGUGGACUAUGGCUCCUCCUACCAUUCCUCUGAGUCAGAAACUUUCCAAAGAGGCGCUUCUCAAGCUGCCCUCACCAGGAACACUGGCCUCUCAUGUCAGCAGACUCCGGAUAACUAUGGACAUUACAGUAAUUACAAAGUGAAAGCCCAAAGUUUCGGUAAUUCGGAUGCACUACAACAACCCAGAGAACUUUCUGGCCUCGACUUUCUAGGCACCAGAGAUUGCACGUUCGGCUACGACGCAAGCAAUAACACUUCUUCUCAACCCACCUCUGCUGAUGCAUACAAUCAACAUGGCGUUGGCUCGAAGUCACACUUUAAUACGGCUUCUCCGUUUAAUUCUUUCAGACCAGACCCCCGCAGUCCAAUAUCCUUACAAGCCCCCUUAACCUCUGAGAGUCAGUCCGACGCAGCCUGCUCGAUGGAUCUCCCCUCUCAGAAAUACUUUAAUUCGCCCCAGUUGUCGACUGAUAGCAGGAUGGCGUUCUUUAGAGGACUUCAGAUGAGUGGCAAGUCUGGCUUUAAUCUCUGUGACGGCAACAUGGCACACUUUAACCACCAUUACGCUCCAGUGUUAGAUUAUAACAGUUUGAAUGAGGCAAAGGACAUUUUGGAUAUCUCGAACUACACACCCCAGAAAGCCAAGCUAAGGUCGUUCCCAGAGACGCUCACGGAAUCGUCGUCUCACUUUAACACGGCUUUUGGGAAUUCCGAAGGAGGUGGGAAUAUUUGCGGCAACGUAGCAAGUGAGGAGAAGUCCAGCCUCUCGAGCCUGGAGAAGUUGAUGAUGGACUGGGAUGAGACAAUUCCCAUUGAGAGGGCUGGACCAAAGGUGGGUUCCAAGCGCCUGUGGAACCAUCAUGUACCUUUCCCUAGUGAUUCGAGAGCCCUGUACGGAAGGCGGAAGCGGGUUGAUAUCUCCAGCCCUCCUCACUCACUUUUCCCAGCGUCCCCGCCUUUCCUUCCCAGGAAGACCUCAGCUCCGAGACAGAUGAGGAACAUCAGAAGCCCAUCUGCUUCAAAUAAGAAGGAACAGCCUCUCCGCAAAUCAAAGCUAUUGCAGAAAAUUCCAGGGGCAAGCCCUGCAUUCUCUGAGAGUCCAGACUGUGGUUUAGACUAUGGAUAUGGUGGCGAUAACUCUCUGCCCUCAACUCUCUCAAGUGUCCAGAAUUUCCAAGUUCCAAAAAGCGACCAGAAGGAAUAUUGCAGUUUAUACUCUCCCAGUUGCAGUCGGUCAAUGUCUGAUGAAACUUUUCCAACAAGGUUUGCUGGUGGUGAUAUUCAAGAGACUGUUUCCAUGUAUUCAGACCUGAAGCAGCCUGCCGUGGACGCUGACCAGCUCCCUGUGCAGACACUGCAGCACCCGAUCAGCCAGGAUCACGAGCGAAUCCUGCCCAAUAACCGAGAGCUGUUCCCGCUGCAGGCUCCGGGAUACGCAGGCAGUCUGGAGUCAACUGAAGGAAAGAAACAUCGAGCUUUUUACGACGCUUUAGAAAACAGCGCGGACAUUUCCCAGAGCGCCGCAGCCGCCAGCCGAGAUCUGCUGGCUCCACAACUCCAGUUUGACGCUGACAACGCCGCUGUUCUGGAAACAAACGCUAGGUAUUUGCAGAAUUCUGGUCCUUACGCCUCACUGGAUGAGAACAAAAAGGAAGCUGAACUGUCUUUGUUUGGGAUACAGCGCAGAAAUAAUAUAUCAAGUUCCAGACCCCAAAUAAUCCCCCUAAACACAGCAGCACAAAUUGAGCAACAAGCACAGAAGCUGGCCAUGGAUUACGGUGGUUCCCCCUAUGCCAGUGCGACAAUGACCACAGCCAACACCUCGCCAGCGUCAAGUGAUUCUUCUAUACAUGUGGACAGUAACUACACUGACAAGCAGGGGAAUCGUAGACCGACAUCGAUGGGCUUAUUGAUGGACCAAAAUCAAGACGAGCUGUAUGCGGGAAGUGCUUCACAGUGACGUUGCAAGGAAUUUGGUGCAAUUAGGAACAAUCGGUUCAAGGGUUUUGUGGAGCAAUUAGGAACGCACAUUAUCUGCAUGAAUUCAUUGGAGGGCUUGUGGUGAACUGACUAAUCCGGGAAGACUGGAUUUCAGCUUUAAGGAGAAAAUCGAAAUGGGCGUCUGCAGAGACAAUCACAGUGAACUGUGGGGAGCUGAGGAAAAGACACAGACAUUAGACUUGCACUUUGAGACCUGCAAUAGAGAAGCGUUGCUACAUUCACGUUUGAAAAAAAAUACAUAAAACUGGCUGCAAAAAUUGCUGACUCUUCUUUCACACACAAUCCAUCUUUUAGACAGCGACAAAAAUGAGGUACUUGGAUGCACUUGUUCAGCUGGUAGGUAUAAUGUUUGUACAGUGUAAAUAUAAUUUCAGAUUUUGUGAUCUUUCAGUUUAACGCUUUCAGAACAGUGUGGUUCCUCUUUGGAAACUUAAAAGUGCACAACAUGUAGUCCAUUUAAGAUCCUGUAAAAUUGCCAUGUACUGAUUUGCUAAAAUCUCUUCCCUGUUGUCUCUGCAAACUAUUUUUACCAUGAAACAUCGGUGGGCUUGCUGUCUCUAAUUUGAAGUACCAUUUUUUUUAAAGAGCAUUGUACAUAAUCUGGCCAGCAGAUAGGGGAAAUAGAUGGAAAUGUACCAUACAUUUAUUUUUCCCCUGAAGACAGCAAUGGUAAAAUUAAGGGUAAUUAAGGGAAUGAAUCACACUAGUUCUUCACUCGUUUUCCUUUAGAUUACAAGACGUGCACAAAAAAAGCAUGGUUCUGAUCUUGCCACAGAGUGUGUAUUUUGGCAGCUCAGUAAUUGCUUGGGAGUCAGCAAAGAUUGCUGAUUGUUGCAAUGCUGUCAACAGCUCUUGAUCCUUUUUUUUGUCACCUCAUUAUGCAGUGACAAUACAUGUUGUCUUAUUAUAAAUACAUAUGUUUUUUUUAAACCGAAAUGUACAGUUUUUAUAAACAGUAUUUAACCAAGGACAGAGUAGACGUGUCACCAGGGCACCAGCAGUUUAUGUUCCUGUACAGAUGUAUCUGUAAAUUCUUUAUAUCGAUAUAGCGAGUGCUUCAAAUAUGCACUGAAAUGUUUGCCUGAAGAAUGACAAAAAUGGUUAUAACGUAUUUAAUGUAUAUAAUCUUUUAUUUAAAAUGUGUUUUUAUUGUACUCUGUACCUACCUGUAGUGAUUAUUGUGAGGUUGCAAAGUUGAUUUUUAGCACAUUUUUUUGCCUUCAUGCAGUGUGCACCCAAAGAUAUAUCUUUGUAAAACAAUUUCGUACGGACUUUUUAUUUGUAAGAUACAGUAUUACAUGAUGAAUUUCGGAGUGCUGAUGAAAACAAGCUCAGGGUGUCAUUUCUGUUGACUGCCUGAUUUGAUCUGUUUAUUGAGUGGUUCCUGUGAAAUACGAACAUUUUUAACCAUUUUUUAAACAAAUCGUCUUCACAUUAUGUGUUCUUGAAGUUGUACUCAGUGCCUGCCUGUUUGUGUAGUUCAGUCCACAUAAAAUACAGACCAGCAUUGCCGGAGAUGAAUUUUUCUGCUUGCUUAACCCCUUUUUCCUUCAUCCUUCACAAGAUUUGCUCUUCUGCUUGCAUUUUCGAUUGGACUGUCGUCCCAGGCAGCUUGCUGUUGGAGGUAUCCCAGAAUUCCCCUCCAGCUACAGGAGCAAAGAAUCAGGUUCAUUAUCACUGACUUAGAUGAUGUGAGGUUUGCUUUGCCGCAGUAGAACAGUGCAAAGACAAAAAA